UUCGAGCGAGCACUCUCUUCACUUCGUAGUGAACCGUCCUACGAGAGUGUUCUUUUUAGUGACUGUGGUCGAAGUUUUCUGGCCAGUAUCCAGAAUAUGGUACACCAAACAAAAACCCAUGUCGCUGUGGUGCUGCUCAGCACCGUGCUGUUUUCGUUGCAUUCCUUCGCCGAAAUAACGCACGAAUGCACCAUCAAGAAGGGAGCGGACGAGAACAUGUGCGUAUUCCGGAACAUUGUGUACGGUGCGACCACACCGGACGUUACAUUUAAGGCGCCCUCGUCCAAGGUGCAUUCCGUGGCAUUCGAAAACAGCUCGCUGGAACACAUCCCGGAGCAGUUCCUGGCCGUUUUUCCCAACCUGCGGGCACUAUACGUACCCGAUGUGAACCUCACCUCGGUGGUGAUCCCUAUGAAGCUGGAACGACUGAACGCCGCGAACAAUCGCAUCACGAACGUCAUCGUUCACCAGACACGUGAGACCACGACCAUGCUCGAGCUGAUGCUUGACUCGAACAACCUGCAUGACGUGUCCAACCUGACCCAGCUAGUGAAGCUGGAGAUUCUCAAUCUUAGCGGCAACAAGGAUCUGCCGAAAGACGACACCGUCGAUCUGGAACGGUUUCGAGGGCUCGACAACCUGCGCCACCUGCUGCUCGCGGACAUGAGCAUGCUGUACAUCGAGAACGAGAAGCAGGUGGCAUUUCCGGAGCUGGAGCUGCUCGAGCUCUCCAGCAACAACCUGCUGACGGAUAGCCUGAAUGUGCAGGUAUUUGCACCGAUGAAGGCGCUGCAGAUCCUGCGACUGGCGUACAACCAGCUCACCAAUUUGGACGUGAUGCAGCUGACCGCCAACAACCCGCAGCUGAAACAGAUCUACCUCGAAGGAAAUAAUUUCGCCUGCAACCACCAGCUGAAGAUGCUAGAGUUCCUCAAAGAAGCCGGCAUUGACACGCCAGUCACGAACUCAAAUCCUCGCUGCAUGGUGGGCUUUGAAUUACGAAAUCAUAUGUGUUGCAAGUGGACGAUACCGGAUGCGUCCGAGGUGUCCACCGUCGAAGUGACCGUGACAACACACGUGGACGAACUAACCACGAGCACGGUUACACCGGUAACGAGCGGUCCGAAAUCGAACAUUGACAAGAAUCACGCAUCGUCGGUCACGUUGGCCAAUGUCGGUAGCAUGCUGGUUUGCCUCUCGUUGGUGGCCAUGGCUAAGCUGGUGUCAUUCUAAACGUGUGGUUGCUUUUGUUUCUUGGAGUCAUGCUCAACGGUAUGGAAAAAUUCCGCGAUCGAAAACAAAAGCACCGAUGGAAAUUCCCAUACUGAGCUAUUUGUUUCACCAUUUUGUUACAUUACUACUUACCUCAGCAUUUGAACAAAUAAAACCCAGUUUUGUUCAAAUUUAGCUCCGGCAUAUACGGGCCAUCGGAUGCCGUUUAAAAUUCGAUUAGUAAUUCACCGCAGCAGCACACACACACACACACACAUAUUUCCAUAAAGGUACUCGUCCAUUGAACCAUGCCAAGAAAACACCCAUCGGAUUUUUCUUUUCGUAAGCCUCAUUAACGAUACUUUCAGUAUUACGUCUAGCCGUAGGUUCACCAUAGUCUCAUGAGCUUAACUACCAGAUAGAACGAUUUUCCUCACAUCAUUAGCUUCUACGUAGGUGAAGGAUAAGAAGAUGAACCAACGCGGUUCGAGUUGGGUAUGCAGUACUGUUUGCUAGGGCACCAUAUGUGCAACAUAACUGUCGAUGGAAGCUCGAAAGCGAAGCGAGAACGGUGACUAGUUUUGUCAGGGGACACUGAAGCCCUUACGCGAAAGUUUUGAAUCGAAUGGAAUCAGAUUGGUACUGAGCGAGAAAUUAAGGAUCAUGACUAGCUGAUAGUUGAUCAACUAAUCGAUGGAAUCGAACCGAUAAUUGUGCGUAAAACUAAGCUCCCACGGGAGGCAACGCUACUCCUCAAACUUAUGUAUAUGAAUAUGAUAGAUUUAGGUACUUUGUAGCUAACGGGAGACUACCCUCCGAAAGCCAUUAACAUUUGUCAAGUAUUCAAAGCAUCCCAGUAACAUCUAGGCAGAUACGGUAUACAAUAUCAAAACAAAGGCUUAUCGACCUGUGAAUUUUACAUUAACAACAUUAACACAAACGCGAGGUGAGGGACGACCGGAAGAACUGCGAUUUAUUACAACGAUUUUUACAAGGUUUUGUAACACAUUUUGCGAGCGGCCGGGACGCAGUGGGGCCCAGUUUUAAGCUGCAUAAGGACUGCUGGCGCGAGUAUGCGUUGAAACGAGAGUUAUAACAGGAAAGUCAGAUAAAGUGGUGAGGUAAGUGCUCUUAGGUGGGCCACUAACUCGAGCCAGUGUAAGGAUAACGAACCGCAACCAUUGCAGUGUGAUACCGUACUGAAAAGCAACGAACACCGCCUUUUAACCCGUCCGAAUGGCCAAUCCUCUCCAACACGGACGAUCAAGAUACAGGAUCCAACGGAAGAACUGACGCCCGAGUGGUGCGAAGCACAGCUCACAUUAAAAAAAAAAAGAA
Messenger RNA from Anopheles nili, 2550 nucleotides. Its product is annotated as P-granule-associated novel protein 1-like. The record is from RefSeq and is a predicted model, not a curated record. NCBI's taxonomy places the organism in Eukaryota, Metazoa, Arthropoda, Insecta, Diptera, Culicidae. The transcript is spliced from 2 exons. The coding region runs from base 97 to 1233 and encodes 378 amino acids.